Poecilia latipinna (sailfin molly) is the source of this 3569-nucleotide messenger RNA. RefSeq names its product GDNF family receptor alpha like (gene gfral). Gene Ontology annotation, cellular component: external side of plasma membrane; signaling receptor complex. Lineage: Eukaryota; Metazoa; Chordata; Actinopteri; Cyprinodontiformes; Poeciliidae. Bases 389 to 1588 code for a protein of 399 amino acids. Gene Ontology annotation, molecular function: signaling receptor activity. The transcript is spliced from 9 exons. The record is from RefSeq and is a predicted model, not a curated record. Gene Ontology annotation, biological process: nervous system development.
GUUCAAGAAGUAUGAAUAGUUUUGCCAGACAAUGCAAUUUUAAUGGCUUAGUCACAUGAAACAGGUGGAAGAUAAGAUAAAUCAAUAAGGGUAACAGAAAUAACACGAAUAUAGAAGCUCCCCAAAAACCCAAAUGGGAAGACAAAACCCUUAAUUGAAUAAAUCAUUCAAUUAUAUUCCCCAAAUCUUUAAAUACUGUAGAAUUCUUAUUAUGUAAAUAGAUUCAGAACGUUGCAUCUUUGCGUCUGUUUUGGGACCACAAGUAGAGGCUGUAAUAAAUGUGUUACAUCAUGUUGACUCUGUGGGUGGUGAAUCACUUCUUCAGCUGGAACUCCACGGAGAGGAGCAGAUCAGGGACAGAUCAGACUCAGUCGUCACAGCAGCCAACAUGCAGUGGAUGCAUCUGGAUGUUGGACUUGUUCUUGGAAUUAUUUUUAUGCAGAUAUCCAGUUUCAGCUUCUCAUCUCCAGCUUCUGGGAUUUUGGAUUCAGUGGAGACCUGCAUGUCAGACUUAUGCAGCUGUGAGAGGGCACUUGUCGCUGGCAACUGUGAGGAUGACAGGUGCCAAAGAAAGGGUUCAGAGGACUGUAACUUGACCAUCCAGGCUGCACUGGGCCAAUUUCCACCCCUGCAAGGAUGUGUGUGUACAUGGGAGGAGGAGCUCUGUGACUCCAUACAAGCACUGGUCACACAAUGCCUCCAAAAGCCAGGAAGUCAGCAGGGGAAGAUCACACCGACUGACUGGAAAUCAAGUAAUUUAGCAGACAAUGAUGUGCUUCUUGCAGUGCGUGAAGGCUCUGGAUCCUGUGUGGACCGCAUUGGUCUUUGUGUGAGUGAGUCUGUGUGCAACAGGCACCUCACACCUGUUCUUCAAGCGUGCAUGGCUGAUCAGUGCGACAGUGAAAGGUGUCGGCGGGAAAUUCAACAGUUCUACGGAGGCAUGCCUCAACAGUCUGCCGAGAUGCUAGUGAUGUGCGAGUGUGACGACUCGGAUCAAAGCUGUUUGCUCAUGAAGUCCGGUCUGCAGAGCGGGGCUUGUGGCGUUGAGACAAGGAUCUGCCAAGAAAGGGUCACUCAGUGUGUCCAAGACAGCAACUGCAGGCACCUCUUGAAAACACUCCAAGAGAAAUGUUGGAACCAUGAAGAAAUCCUAUGCAGUGAAAGAAAUCUCCAAGAAAAUGAAUGUUUUACAUUAAAGGAUCCAGCUCUAAUGCUUGGUGCAAAUUCUGAAUGUAGAAAAGCCUUCUUAGCCACGUUGGGUACAGUGCUUCACCAUCCUUGCACGUGCAAAGGAGUGCACAGCAGUCAUCUACGGAUGUGCAAUAUGAUUCUUGAAGUAUUUCACAACAGACUACACUUCAUAAAAUUGGUGAAAAGCAGCAGUGGCCCUUCCAAACCACCUGAAAUCAACAAAUCUGAGCAGGGUCACACGUGGUCAUACGGCUACGUCUUGUAUGCUUUUUCAGCUCUCUUCCUUGCUGGAGUUGUCAUAAUAUCCCCUCUGGUUUUUCUCAGUAAGCUGCGGUUGAAAAGGAGAGAUCAGAUAAAACUUAAACAUCAAAAGAAGGUGAAUCAUGUCAUUUUAUAAUAUAACAUCCCUUUCAUGACUAUGUUUUAGUUUCAUAUUUUAUGUGGUUCAGAUUCUCAAAAGGUUUUUCUUCCCUCGUGUAUUUAUCAUUUUAUGAUGAUUAAUGGAGCAUUGAGUUUGAAGGUUUUAGGCAUUUAGAAGAGGUACUACCAGAUUGAAUAAGCAGUUGGGUUCAUACAAAGUUAAUUAAACUGGAAGAAAUAACAUUUUCUAUUACCUGAAGUUGGUUCUAGAUGACUGAGUGAUUUCUGAGGACUUUUUUUUUUUAUUAGCAAGUGUAUCUGUCACUACUCCUUUUGGUUUUAAAUAGAUAAGUGUAUCUGAAGGUAGCUGCCUGGUAGAAGUUAAAAUGUUGUAAAAUAAAUUCCAUACUCAAAGUACCACAUACUGGAGUCAUUCAGUGCCUUGCAAAACUAUUUACACCUUCCUGAAAAUUUCCCCCCACUUAACAUCAGCAAUAGAAGAUUUUUAAUGCAGCAUCACAAAUAGUAUGUAAUAAUUAUAUAUAAGAAAAUGCAUGCUCAAUAUUUCUAGAUUUAUUUCCCAAGUUCUGUAAAACAAAAUAUGUCAUUCUCAUUAUUUACUUCUUCAUUACAAAAUUCUGUUUUUGCUUUGUAAGUUCUUGAACAUUGAUUUUAUUUCUGGUGUUAAAAAAACAUGAAGUGAAUGUGCUGCAGCUGAAGGAACUUACAAAAGUUGUUCUUGUAGCCCCAAGAUCAACUUUAUGUCCUCUGGUGCAGUAUUUAGAGAUGUUAAUGGAAGUUUCACAGCCCCUUAGCCUAUAAUAAAUGUACACGUCAUUUCAAAAAAUUACUGACCAAGAAAGAAAUUUGAUAUGAUUCAAUGUUAUUUUCAAUAAGUGCAUGGUACCAUUAUCUAUCAAAGGACUGGAUUAUUACUUUGUUUGCUUAUUAGAUUUUAGUUCCAAGGUAAAAAGAAAAAUUGUGAAUCUUUCAGCUAAAGGUGAAAAGUGGAGUAUCUUCUGAACAAACUUCUUACAUAAAACAUUAAAUCAACUUCUAAAACUUUACCAAUGUCUUUAUUAGUAAAAGCACAUGUUGUUUCAUUAUGGAAAAUAAUCCUUGAACAUUUUGGAUAGUUAACAGUUUCAUUUAAAAACUUUCCAGUAAUCUGGCCAUCUCAUUCAUUUUACUUCAGUUUAUUUGUAUCAAGUCAAUUCACAACAUAUCAUCUUGAGGCACUUCACAAAAAUAGUCAUUUCAAUUAAAUCUUACAUACUAUAUAUUCCAAUUAAUUCUACUCAUUGAACAGAGAGUGCAUUAAAUUCAGUUCAUCAUUCAAUUUAGUUAAAAAAGUCUAAGAAAAUCUAGCAGAUGGCAUCAGGUCACUGACUUGCAGCAUUCACUCCUUCUGGACAAAAACCAAAUUAAUUGAAAAUGGUCAAUAAUAUAUUUUUUAGGCACAGCUGAAUAAACUAUUGGUGACAUUUGAUAAAAUAUUCAAUUUAUUCAUUUUGGAGAAGUUUCGAAUGACAUAAUCUAGAGUACAAAAAGACUUGAAGCACCAUGGAGAUACGUUGUAAAAAUGCAGCAGCUUUAGAAAUACUUCCCAAAAGUUGAACUUGCGAUUUUGUGCUCAAUUGUUGUUGCAGUGUGUAUCGUCUUUCAACUCUGACGACAAAACAGUUCAAAGGGAUGAUUGAAAGCCCAAAAUUAAAAUGGAUCUAACUUCCAUGAUUAAUGGUUGUAAACGUCACGCAUGAACCACAGAAAACAUAACUUUGUACUGUUGGAGCUCCUCCUCUCGAAUCUUCUCUUAUCUCAUUUUCAAAGGGCCCUGCACAGAAUAAACAUACACUGCUGUGAUCUAUUUUAGAUAAUAUCAAAUUAAAAUCCAGAGUCUUUUUAGAUACCAUCUUUUUAUUAUAUAUUGCAACUUGGCAAGACAGACACAAAAAUAAAUAGCAAUUAACUUUAACCUUCAGUAUGAUCACAGUCAUUUCAAUCAGGGAUAAAAAAAA